Messenger RNA from Brassicogethes aeneus, 3045 nucleotides. Lineage: Eukaryota; Metazoa; Arthropoda; Insecta; Coleoptera; Nitidulidae. The record is from the annotation of a GenBank genome assembly.
CGAAAGAUCAUUCUUUAUAAUCUGUGCGAAAGAUUAACCUCUAAGAUCUGUUAGAAUAACAUUUAUUUUUGUAUUUUGAUUUAAUGAAGUGUUAAUUUAGUUAUAACUUGAAUGGCAAGAUGGCCAAUGAAACGAUGAAUCAGUUUACUGACGAUCUUUUUAGACAGAAAAUAUUCCACUGUAAUAUUUGCGAUGAACUUUGCACGUCCGAUAUUUUCCUUGUCAAAGGUAAAGGAAAUGUGUGUGCAAUUUGUUUGAAAGAAAAGUGCCAAAAGGAAAUAAAAUCGAAGGCAAUAUUAAACUCGGCUCUCAUGUUAAUUAUAGCCAAGCUGAUAUUGCCGUGCAAGUUUAAAUCCAAGGGCUGCGACGAAAGGGUGGAGUACAAAAAGUAUUCCAAGCACAUUAAUGGUACUUGCGAUUUCAAGGUUAAACCGUGCCCGAUGACAAAAUUUAAUCUUGAAAGUUGUGAUUGGAGAGGAAACACUUUGGAAUUCAGCGGACAUAUUUUAAGAAAUCAUCAGGAUCAGGUGGUUAAAAGUGAAAACAAUAUUUUUAACGUUGAAACAUCCUUGGCAGAAACUUUCAACGUAAUGUUAUUAUCUGAUGAUUAUCGAAACUGCCUUUUGAAGACUUCAGUUGUUGGUGAUAAAUUUUAUUACUCUUUAACUCCAGUUGGAAAAUCUGAAGAAAAUAUGGAAUAUACAGUGGUGCACAAACGUAUUCAAACAUUCACAUCCUCAAAAGUAUCCAAACACUCAAACGAUUUAGUGUUAAAGACCAUAGGUACUCUAACCAAACUGAAUGGUUUUUAUGAUGAACAAAACCUUAAUAAAAACCCCAACGCGACUGUGGUAGACAUCAACCUGUUGAAACAUCUUGCAGAUGAAAAUAAUAUGAUCUCGAACGAAUUUAAUUUGAAUCCCAAUGGACUAGAUGAGAAUAUGCUGAAAUUGUUGCAAUGUCCCGUAUGCAUGAGCGUAAUGAGACCUCCGAUAUAUCAGUGCAAUAGUGGACAUAGCAUUUGCAACAAAUGUCGUGGAAAUGUAAGGUCAUGCCCUACAUGCAGGGGAGAAUUGGGCAGUGUUAGAAACUACGGUUUGGAAUCAUUUACAAGCAACGUAAAAUAUCCCUGCAAGUUUAAAAUAUCUGGGUGCAAAGUCACUGGAGUUGAAGGUGAAAUCAAGAAACAUGAAGAAUCCUGUAUGGUUAACAAACACAAAUGCCCGAUUUGCCCAGAAUUUCUACACACAAAUGAUAUAUCAAAACAUGUGGAAGCCAAACAUAGAGAUUGCAUACUAAAGGACAAACGUUAUAAGAUCCAAUACUAUUCAAAAUGUCAUGGGUAUAAGGUAUAUGAUUCAAAACUAUUCAGAAUAUCGUAUCAUACUGAAAAUUCAUAUGUUUAUUUUGCUGCUGAAUUGAUUUGCCCUAUUGAAGACCCCAGCAAGAUGGCCAACGAAACCAUGAAUCAGUUUACUGACGAUCUUUUAAAAAAGAAAAUAUUCCACUGCCAGAUUUGCGAUGAACUUUGCACGUCCGAUAUUUUCCUGGUCCAAGGGAAAGGAAACGUGUGUGCGAACUGUUUAGAAGAAAAGUGUGGAAAGGAAAUGAAGUCAAGGGCUGAACUAAACACGGCGCUUAUCCUAAUUAUAGCCAGGCUGAUGUUGCCGUGCAAGUUUAAUUCCAAGGGCUGCGACGAAAGGAUGGACUCUAAAAGUUAUUCUCAGCACGUUGAAGGUUGCUAUUUUAAAAUGAAUCCGUGCCCGAUGAAAAUUCUUGAAGAUUGUGAUUGGAGUGGGAGCAUUUCCGAAUUUAGCGGUCAUAUUUUAAAAAAUCAUCAGGAUCAGGUGAUUAAAAGUGAAAACAAUAUUUUUAACGUUGAAACAUCCUUGGCGGAACCUUUCAACGUAAAGUUAUUAUCCGAUGAUUAUCAAAAUUGCCUUUUGAAGACUUCAGUUGUUGAUGAUAAAUUGUAUUACUCCUUAACUCCAGUUGGAAAAUCUGAAGAAAAUAUGGAAUAUACAGUGGUCCACAAAAGUAUUCAAACAUUUACAUCCUCAAAAGUAUCCAAACACUCAAACGAUUUAGUGUUAAAGACCAUAGGUACUCUAACCAAACUGAAUGGUUUUUAUGAUGAACAAAACCUUAAUAAAAACCCCAACGCGACUGUGGUAGACAUCAACCUGUUGAAACAUCUUGCAGAUGAAAAUAAUAUGAUCUCGAACGAAUUUAAUUUAAAUCCCAAUGGACUAGAUGAGAAUAUGCUGAAAUUGUUGCAAUGUCCCGGAUGCAUGAGCGUAAUGAGACCUCCGAUAUAUCAAUGCAAUAGUGGACAUAGCAUUUGCAACAAAUGUCGUGGAAAUGUAAGGUCAUGCCCUACAUGCAGGGGAGAAUUGGGCAGUGUUAGGAACUACGGUUUGGAAUCAUUUACAAGCAACGUAAAAUAUCCCUGCAAGUUUAAAAUAUCUGGGUGCAAAGUCACUGGAGCUGAAGGUGAAAUCAAGAAACAUGAAGAAUCGUGUAUGGUUAGCAUACGUAAAUGCCCGAUUUGCCCAGAAUUUGUAAACACAAAUGAUAUAUCAAAACAUGUGGAAGACAAACAUAGAGACUGCAUACUAAAGAACAAACGUUAUAAGAUCCAACACUAUUCAAAAUGUCAUGGGUAUAAGGUAUAUGAUUCAAAACUAUUCAGAAUAUCGUAUCAUACUGAAAAUUCAUGUGUUUAUUUUGCUGCUGAAUUAAUUAGCCCUAAUGUAGACCCCAGUGAGUAUUUUUGCAAAGUUCGUUUUUAUAAAAACAAAAUGUCUACGACUGUGGAUAAAUCAAUGUUAUCAACUUGUUUAAAAGAGGAACCACUUUUUCCAGGGUUUAAAAUAAAAGGGAAUGUGAGAAUCCCUGUUGAUGAUUUUGAAAAAUUUUCUUUUUCUAUCAAAGGGGGAUAUGAUUCAAUACAGUUAGUUGUGUAAAUACAUAAAAUAGGUUACUUGUUAAACUUAAAUAAAAUACAUGCAUAAUAUUUUCUUAUUUAACUUUUAUCUUUAAGAA